Messenger RNA from Armigeres subalbatus, 4218 nucleotides. RefSeq names its product probable protein phosphatase 2C T23F11.1. The record is from RefSeq and is a predicted model, not a curated record. Gene Ontology annotation, biological process: protein dephosphorylation. The transcript is spliced from 4 exons. Bases 600 to 1745 code for a protein of 381 amino acids. Lineage: Eukaryota; Metazoa; Arthropoda; Insecta; Diptera; Culicidae. Gene Ontology annotation, molecular function: protein serine/threonine phosphatase activity; cation binding.
CUGUCAAAGUCAAAUCAGUUUUCAAGUUGCGUUGUUCACUCGCGAGGUUCGUUUCGUGAUCAUUUUUCGCCGUCCGUCGCACAGAAUACCGUUUCGCUCAUCCCCGUUAUUGGUUCCGCUGAUAAGCUAAUCUCUACCGUGGUAUUUUUAACCAAAUUUUCCUGAGAAGUUCUACAGUUAGCAAAAGUAGCGGCAGCAGUUCAUACAAAAAGUUUGAUUCUGACACCCAAGACGGUGGCAAUCGAAAACAAAGUAUCUACAGCUGGACCCGCAUCAGCAGAUUGCGGGAAGGAAUUUCAAACCGAAAAGUGAUACGGCGAGAUCGUAAUUCUAUUAGUCAUCCCCCUGCAUGCGUCGUGUAGAAGCAAUCAUCUGCUGAGCAAUCAAAUUAGACGACCGAACAAAGAUAAUUCGAGUGAUAUCUUGACUCAACUCGACACGGCUGUACGGGGGCACAGGUGAAGACGCGAUUAGCUGCAACCGAAUUGGACAACGGAAAGUGCAAGUGCUGGUGUUUUUAUUCCACUACUUGCGGAAUCGAUUCUUCGGAAAGUUCUCUUUUCGAUCGACUGCCACUCACCAAAGAACCAUAACCGACCAUGGGUCAGACCCUUUCGGAACCGGAAACCUCGAAGGAAUCGGCUUUUUGCCAGAACGACUACUACAAGGUGGGAUCCAGCUGUAUGCAGGGUUGGCGCAUCCACAUGGAGGACUCGCACACGCACAUCCUCUCGCUGCCAGAUGAUCCCGGUACGGCUUUCUUCGCCGUGUACGACGGUCAUGGCGGUGCCAACAUUGCCCAGUACGCCGGUAAGCAUCUGCAUAAGUUUGUCACGAAACGGUCCGAAUAUGGGGACGAUGUUAAGCGGGCCUUGCAGCGAGGAUUUUUGGAUAUCGAUGAGGCGAUGUUGAACGACGAGUCGCUGAAGGAGCAAAUGGCAGGAUCAACGGCGGUUACGGUAAUGGUUAAAGACAAUAGGCUGUACUGCGCGAAUGCCGGGGAUUCACGGGCGAUUGCGUGCGUCAAUGGGAAACUGGAUGUUCUGUCGUUCGACCACAAACCGAAUAAUGCUAGUGAGUUGGAGAGGAUAAAGCGGGCCGGUGGAUACGUGGAGUACAACAGGGUUAAUGGGUAUUUGGCGCUAUCGAGGGCUUUGGGAGAUUUUAGUUUGAAACGGAAUAGUGACAAACUGGCUGAGGAGCAGGUUGUGACCGCAUUCCCGGACGUUGAGGAAAGAGAAGUUACGGAGGAUUUUGAGUUUCUGGUUAUUGCCUGCGACGGGAUUUGGGACGUGCUUCCAAGUCAGUCGGUAAUGGAAUUUGUUAUGACGGAGAUCGCCCAAAAUGUCUAUCCGCAGUACAUCUGCGAGAGUUUGAUGUCGAGAUGUCUUGCUCCGGACUGUCAGAUGGGGGGCAUCGGUGGGGACAAUAUGACGGUGAUCAUCGUUUGUUUCUUGCAUGGACGACCGUACGAGGACUUGGUUAACCGCUGCAAGGAACACGUGGUCGAAAUGAACAGAAAAGCUUCGGAGAUGUUCAUCGAGCAUGAGUCGAGUUUUGUUCCGAAACAAUCGAGCUCGAAGAGUACCCUCGAGGAUGGCGGUGGACACGAUUUGUCUCCUCUGUCGUCACCCGAACAAUCUCCGAAGGCUUCUCCCAGUGGAAAGAGCAAACCUGCUGCCACCGCAGACGGACAUUCGUCGCCAGAUGACGACGACUCAAGCGAGGAACUUGAUCUGAAGUAGAGCAAAACAGAGGUGAUGGCGAUCAUUGUAGAAUAGUGUUUUCUCUGUUCCUUCAAUGCUCUGUUUUAUCCGCAGUGGUUCCUUCCGAUUGUGAAAUUCCCCUAGAUUGUUAUCCUGACGACUGUUUUUAUUCCUACGUUCAAUUGUAUAGACGGCACUAAGUUUUAAAAUUAUCUUUGUAAGACUUUUCGUAAUCCCAGUGGUAGGGCCGCGUUUCGGUGAGAAAAAUAAUCGUGCUCGUACAAAGAUUCACGUUUGGAAUUCAGAUCAGAUAUGAAUAAACGACGCAUAUGUGGACGAAAAUCCGCCCGGGUUCCAAACCGAGCACCGAGAGAACAAAUCAUAAUCGUGUUUGCUCAUUUUCAUCGGACUUAGUGUCGAUUUUAAAUUAUUUAGUGGUAAGUAAAUACACACUGGGAUGAACUUAGAAUUGUAUUUUAUACUCAAAGGGCUAUGGUUGUUGAUUGAUGAAAUGUGUAUCUAAAUUUUACAGGACUUUCUAUGGAUAUUUGAAGAAUGAUUACCGCCCUAAUUAUAAUAUGUGAAAUAUUGUGCUACGUUUCCCCUUAAUAACAAGUGUCGUUUUCUUCUAGUGAAAUUGAAGGUUUACUUUGGUGUUAUAGCAUUCUUAUAAAAAGUGUCUUCAGUGUAGGUUUGCCAAUCCAUAGAGUUCAAUUCUUGUCAUAAAAUUUUAACUUUUGCAUGAGCCAACCAUUUUAUCUGUAUGAUAAAUUAAUGUAAGAUAAUAAAAAAAGGAACAGGCUUUUGUAUGGUUGAGAAUUUAGAUACAGUCAAAUUCAUUUAACCAUUGAAAAAAUAUCAAUACGAACUUAAAUUUUUAUGUUGAGCAGUAAAUUUCAGUAAAUUACUGUUCCGAAUCUUCAUAUCGUAGUUUUUAUAUUCGUCCCAUGAAAAAUAAAUCCAAAUAGUCUUGUUUCUCAUUUUCGUGAUAUUUAAAAAAAAUCAACUUUAUUUAAAGGAUUUUUUAUUUUUUAAGAAAAAGUUCAUCACUACGAUUUUUUCCGAAACAAACACGCAUGUUAGCAAAAAUAACUUGCAAAAUUAGUAAUUUAUUGUUUUCUUUGUUUGUUUGUUGAUUGUCAAUGAUACAAACCAUAUUAUUUGAACCCUUAGAUUCCACUACUUUCAAAAAAGUACAUAGGUAUGUGCAAAUAGUUUGGAAGGGAAAAAAAGUUCGUAUUUACUUUUUUUUGGAGGAAAAUUGAUUGAACAGAAUAAUAGAAGAAAAUGCGUUGAUGUGUUGAUUCUUUGCAUCGGCCUAAGCUAUCGCUCCCAUUUAUUUGUCAUUUAUGAAACUCACAUUCAAGGAAACGUAGCACAACGUACUAUUCUAAGAAUAUACUUCCCAGUAGCAAGUGGUACCUAUAAAAUAAAAUUAACAAUACAAAAUCAUGUUUCAAUACAAGAUUAGGAAGAAGUGAUGCAAGCUUUAUGUUUGUUUUAUCAAAAAAGAAACAAAACUUAGAUAUUUGUCGCUCUGCUGUACUGUUAGGUGAAUAAGCUGGAAAAUACAAAACAUACGAGCCAAAAACCAAACCAGAUCGAAAUACAAAGGACAAGUUGCAAUUAUUGAAAUAACGAUGACAGGGUGGAACACUAUUCUGACAGAACAUACCGACCUCGAACGAGUUAUUAAGCGGUACUUCAACCUAAUUGCUUUGAUUUGGCCUACGUAGUUAUGGCCCGCAUACGGUACUGUACUACUAAUAUACAUAAAUUAAAUCAAUUAGGUGGAAUGCGGCCGAACGAUCGAGGAUAAGUAUAGUGCUGCAGAAAAUGCUCUUUUCCCUAAUGAUGAAUACGCUUUUCUAUACCUAAAAGUUAAUGGACAAACCCCUUAGUAGAAGAUAACCUUUAAAAUGUCCUUAUCAUACACGCGAUUUUCUGUAUCCAAAUAUCAUACGAUGCAAGUAAUACUAUCUAGGAAUAGGGCAGGUUCCUUUUUAUUGUCUUUACAGUCCUGUUAGUGAAUAGGAGGUCCUAGUGACAAUGUCGAACAGUGAUGUGUAGUGCGUGAGAUUUAAGUUCAACGUGAAUGGGAGAUGGAAGUGCAGCGUGCCUCUUCCGGUUGAAGGCUGAUGAUAAUGCUCUUUAUUCGCCAGUGUGUUCGUGAUGCGCAAGACGAUACCGACAGCAAAAUCUAGAUUUAAAAACAAUAUUACCUAAAUAAUAACAAUAAUCAACGUAGCGAUAGAAAGUUUACUAGAGAGUCUGAAACAUUGGCCGUUUUCGGAGCCCCUUCUAUCCAGCACCCUGGGAAAGAAAGAUGAUUCAACCGACUGUAUUCGGUUCCCAAUUUGGAUAUUGUACUGUACAUACAAACGCAGGAUUUUUUUUCUUCCCUAGAAUGGCUAGGGAUUGUAUAUCCUUAUCAUGCACGUGACGCUCGCCUGCAGUGCACUGUCUGAGCAACAAAAUAAGCAUAUUUUUAAAAUAAAUAUUUUCACAAGAA